Aspergillus welwitschiae is the source of this 666-nucleotide messenger RNA. RefSeq lists its product as uncharacterized. The record is from RefSeq and is a predicted model, not a curated record. The transcript has a single exon. The coding region runs from base 42 to 509 and encodes 155 amino acids. NCBI's taxonomy places the organism in Eukaryota, Fungi, Ascomycota, Eurotiomycetes, Eurotiales, Aspergillaceae.
CUUAAUAUCUCUUCAUCAAACAAUCUUCAACUCACAUAAUCAUGCUUGCCCGUCUUACAAACAUAUUCACCCCACCCACCAAUCCAUCCGUGCUCCUUGUUGUUGGCAACUUUGGUGCCAAAAUCCAUGUUCUUCAUCUCCUACCCGAGGACGACACCAUCCAACGCUUCGGCCUCACAACCCCAUCUACUAACUUCCGCUACCGCGGAGCCAGAGAGCAGGCGCGCGAACAGAUCGGCACAGUCACACUUCACGUUGGAGAUGGCGAGUCUGCCGACAGCUUCCUCGACGACAUUGAGACACGAAUCCGUAAGCUGCGAAAUCAGACAGGCAGUGGUGAAGUGACUCAGCUAGUGCAAGACGUCCUUCAGCCCGCGGCACUCGAUGCGAUUCAAGAAAGAAAGGACCGAGAGCGCUCUAUGCGCGCGACGCAGACCUACCCUGUUUAUGUUGUUUACAUACGCUUGAGCGCAGGGAGGAGUCUGACUGAGCUGACAAGCUUUCCUUAAUAUAGAUUUCUUCAGUUCUUGUGCUCAAGAUAUGGACAGUAGUUGUGGUGUUUUGAAUUAACAUUACAUGCAUUACAGUAAUGCAUUCGCACAAUACUUGUCCUAUUUAUGAGUAGCUAAGCAUGGAGUGCAGUUAGUCAAUAGAGUAAUAGCAAGC